AUGGGUCCAACAGUUUUGCUCUUGGCAUCAUUGAGCUAUUGCUAUAUGUUUGUCACAAAGAUUCCAAAGGGCAUGUUCAGAGUGUUCUCCCUCAUUCCUGUCUUCUACUUCUUCUCCACCCUACCUUGGUAUUUCUCAUUGGCCGUCCUCAGAGGAGUCUCAGCUUUCUUUAUCACAUGGAUUACUUCUUUCAAGCUCAUCCUCUUCUGCUUCAAUCGAGGCCCUCUCGUCACAGGUACAAAAUACAUAGAUUUUGUAGCAUUAUCUAUCUUUCCACUCAAAAUAAUAGAUGCUAAACCCGCCUCUUCAAUGUUUUUUAUGGGGUAUGAGGUGGUGACACUUUUCAACCAGCCAUAUCUGGCUACAUCUUUACAAGAUUUUUGGGGGAGAAGGUGGAACAGGAUGUCAUCAAACAUUUUGAGACUGACUGUCUAUGUACCUACGCGAGAAACCCUAACGGGGAUCGUCGGAGUCGGACCGGCAAAGGUGGUGGCAUUGAUCACCACGCUUGUGGUGUCCGGUGUCAUGCACGAGGUUGUAUUCUACUACAUAACCUGUGGAAUGAGACCCACGUGGGAGGUCACGUGGUUUUUCGUGUUGCAUGGGUUGUGCAUGGUGUUUGAGUCCGUGUUUCGGGCCAUGGGUUGGAGUCUUCCGUUCCACGGAGUGAUUGCGGUGCCACUGACGGUGGGGUUCGCGGUGAUUACUGGUUACUGGUUGCUUGUUUUGCCAGUUUGGAGGAGUGGACAGAGUAGAUGCAUGUGACAUUGUGGAAGAACCAUUAAUUACGAUAUCGAAUAAUGAGAUCGUGUGUUUUGCACAUGAAGGGAUAAAUGUUCUUCUUUUUUUUUUGAAUGAAGGGAUGAAUGUUUUUUUAUUGAAUUUUGUUAUGAAAUUUUGAUUAUUAAUCAGAUAGAUAUGUUUCCUAACUUUUAGUACACAUUAUCGGCCACUGUACAAACCUAAUAAAUUGAUUGGAGUUAACACAUAUAUAGCUUUCCACAUCGGCCAAAUUUUGUUACUAUUACACAGUUGAAGGGGA
This is a messenger RNA of Cornus florida, 1042 nucleotides long. Its product is annotated as probable long-chain-alcohol O-fatty-acyltransferase 4. Gene Ontology annotation, biological process: lipid metabolic process. The record is from RefSeq and is a predicted model, not a curated record. Bases 1 to 765 code for a protein of 254 amino acids. Lineage: Eukaryota; Viridiplantae; Streptophyta; Magnoliopsida; Cornales; Cornaceae. The transcript is spliced from 2 exons.